UUAUUUACAAAAUAGUCUCUCUCUCUCUCACACGACUGUAUAUAUUCAUUCGUCAUUCAUUCCUUCGUUUCCUUAAAAUCAAAAGUUCAACAAAGCCAACCUAAAAUCACUCAAGUGAAUGCGGUUUCAAACAUCAAGAUAAAAUUUUAUUCUUUUUCGAUAUACGGAGAAAUUUAGGGAUUCUUUCUUCUUUUUGCCGGAAGAGAGGAUAAAAAAUGCCGUUGACGAGGUACCAGAUAAGGAAUGAGUAUAGCUUGGCGGAUCCGGAGCUCCAUAGAGCUGCCGACAAGGAUGAUCCUGAGGCUUUACUUGAAGGCGUCGCCAUGGCUGGCCUUGUUGGUCUUUUGCGCCAGCUCGGUGACCUCGCCGAGUUUGCUGCUGAGAUUUUCCAUGACUUGCAUGAAGAGGUAAUGGCAACUGCUGCAAGAGGCCAUGGUCUAAUGGUUCGAGUCCAACAACUUGAGGCGGAGUUCCCUUCCAUUGAAAAAGCAUUUUUAUCACAAACCAAUCAUUCAUUAUUCUUUACCAAUGCAGGUGUUGACUGGCAUCCUAACAUGCGCACUGAACAUAAUCUGAUCACUCGUGGAGACUUACCUCGCUGUGUGCUGGAUUCUUACGAGGAAUGUCGGGGCCCUCCACGGUUAUUCCUUUUGGACAAAUUUGAUGUUGCGGGUGCUGGGGCGUGUUUAAAGCGUUACACUGAUCCAUCAUUCUUUAAAACAGAAUCAGCUUUCCCUGGAAUUGAACCAGUAGACUUUCAGAGAGAAAAGAAAGCCCGUAAAGUGAAGAAGAAAGGAUCACGCUGGAGGAAUCUGGAGACUCCAGAAUUUGCACCGACAUCACAUGCCAAAUUACAGCAGCUGUUUUUGGAGGAGCGUAUUGAGAAUGCUUACAAUGACCCUGCCCGUCUUGUAAAACUAAAAAGAAGGCAAUUAAAUGAAUCUCCACUACACUCAAAAUCUGGGAAAGGUUACAUGGAGAAAUUCCUUGAGACUCCCUCACUGGACCAUAAAGCAGUUUAUGAGGCCUCUGGUACUCCACCACCUCUGAGAUUGACAUUGGAUCAUUCUAGUGAAUCUGGACUUGAAAUACUUGAAAUUGGUACAGUGAGUCCUGUGAAAAAUUCAUCACAAGGAAAGGAAACCUCAAGUUCUUCACCUACUGUCCAAGAAGUUGUCCUGAAACCUGCCAUGGAAGAGUUGAAUGGACAAGUCAUCGACAGAGAGAUUGUGCGGGUGCCUGAACCAACAAGUAAUUUCACGGAUGGAAUUCCCCCUCCCUUUCAUAAAGUAACAAUUGAAAAGGAAAUAAUAGUAGAUGGAGAAGGCAGAAGAGAAUGCAGCACAGAUGGGGACCAUUCUGAUGACAUGACCAGUGAGGUUGACAAUUACAUGGAUGCCCUUACUACCAUGGAAUCUGAAAUGGAUACAGACAAUGAAUACAGAUCUAAGAACGACAUUGGCUUCUUAAAUGGUUCUGAUGCAACUGACGAAAAGCUUGAGGUCCAAGCCCAUUCAUCAGAUUCUCAUUCAGUUGUGAUCUCUGUAUCUGAUGAUGGAAACAGCUCAUUCAAGAAAGGAACAUCUAGUUUUUCCUACUCUGAUACUUUAGACAAUCUGGCUGAAGAUAUGCCGUCAGAUGGUGAAGUAGCAGCUAAAGUGUUCCCUUCUAAUAAAACUUGUGUUACAGAGAUUGUUGAGGCACCAUCCAUCCAGCUUCCUGCAUGUUCAGAGAUGCAAUGUUCCAGUUCUGAUAAGGUUUUGUCACCGAAAGAUACCUGUUUUGGCGAAUGUAGGCUUCCUGAUCUUGGAGAAGCAUCUUAUAGUUCAUGUCUUGAAGAUUUGAAUUCCACGCAUAUUUUGUUGGAUCAAGCCAAUUCAAUGGUAUUUUCUUUGCUGGAACAGCAGCUUGAUGAAGUGCCCUCUGAUGGUGUUAAAACUAAUUCUGAUGUGUCAGACUGUGAUGGUGGAAAAUAUUUGGCUGAUUCUGCAGAAGUCAAUUUUGCUGACGUUUCUGAGAAAUAUGAGGUUUCUUUGCUCACUCUUUCUACUGAAAGCCAUCCAGUGGAUGAGUUGGACUGUGGAGGCACAAAUGUUUCUUCUGAUGGUUUGCCAAAUUUAUCAAACAUUUUGCAGCUUGCUCCUGAAAAGAGAAGUGGUAAGGAUCCUUUAGAUGAAGUUCUUAAAACUGAUUUUACUGGAGAAAGUUAUGCCGAAAAUUCAGUCAACCAAAUGAAUUCACGAUAUUCCAUUACUUUAUCGACAGAGGAGCAGCUCCCUUGUUCAACCUUGGCAGAAGUAGAAAGAGGUUCAGGUAUUACACUACCAGCUAAAGGUUUGGAUGUUAAGAGGCCUGUCAACUUAUCUUCAGAGGUCAAUGAUACUGCUUUAGAAGCUGGUCUUGACUCAGAAUGUAUGACUCCUAUGCUGGAUACUUCGGAGAUUUGUGGCUUUAAUGAACAGCAAUUUUCAGACAUACUACACGAUGAUCCAGAACUUGAGGUUGACCCAACGGAGGUAGGAGCUUCAUAUUCUGAACAGAAGCAAAAUGUUGAUGAACUUUUUGAUGCUGCAGAGGGAGAAGAAACUAGGGAAUUUACCUGCAGUGUGAAUGUGGUGGAUGGAGAUGCUAUACCUUGUGAUCUUCAAUCUCAUUGCGCUGAUAAUUUGGACCUCAAGGAUCAUGUGGGCUUAGAUGAUCUGGCAUCUGAAAAUGUUCUAGCUGAAAGUAUUGCGGUAUCCACUGCUGCUUGUGGUUCUACUGACUUUGAUGAUGGUGUUGAUAAUAUUACUUUUCAAUCUUCAAAUUUGAUUUGUUCUCAAUCUGGAAAUCUAAUGAAUUUGGAAGAGUCUCUUUCCGGUGCUGCAGAUCUAUGUGUGGAACAACCGGAAUCUAAUGAGGUUAUUUCUCAAGGAUGUCAUAUAGAGUUAGAGACACGAGAAGAAACAAAUCCAGUGGAUGGUACUCCAGCAGAUAUAGAUUCCACUUCACGCAAAUCAGUCUCUCACAACAAUUACAAUUUACAAGAAGAUAUUCACUAUUCGUCCCUGGCUGAACCAACCAAAAGUUUGAAUUUCUUUGAUUUAACUGCUUCACCAACUUCUUCAGAAUUGAGCGAUCAAGGGUCAGAAUUGAAAUAUUCAAGUCAUCUGAUGGUGAGUAGGGCAGAUUUGGUGUAUUCAUCUAGUUACAACUUCUCAGAAAAAGAAACCUCUUUAGAACAGUCAUCAGACUUCCCCACUAAUCAGCAUGAUGUGGGAAAUCUGCAUAUAGUUGAAGAUAGUUCAAAUUCAUCAUAUCUCCUGUCCAAUCAGAUACAGUCUCUGGAUCACAUAGAUCAGGAAAAUUGCUUACAAACUUCUAUUGAACAUUCCGAAGAAGGCUCUUUGAGCAAACCUUCAUUAGAGUUUUCACAAAAAUUAGGUAGGCAGGAUAAGCAAGAGAUUUAUCCAUCAGAUCCUAUUCAUCCUGCCUUUGGCCUGCUUCCUGAGGCAACUAAAGUUAGCAUGGAGGAACUGCCACCAUUGCCUCCUCUUCCUCCAAUGCAAUGGAGGAUAGGGAGAGUUCAACAUGUUUCUCCAGCUUCACAAAGAGAAUUGGUUGAACAGGGCCAGGGGUUAUUCCCAAGGGUUCCAGAAUAUGGAACUGAAGAAAAAGCUCAAUUUGGUUUACCAGCAUUAGAGCAAGGGAUUGAACAACCUAGAAACCCUUUUUUACCCAUUGUGGACGGUGAAGAGAGGUCUGGUCAUCUGUCUGAUCAAUUGGCUGUUGAUUGCAUGCAGCCCAGUUCUUUCUCUAUGCACCCUCCAACUAUGGGUAGCAAUGCAAAUAGCCAAUACAGUGAUGUCUGUUUAGAUAGAACACACUCAAACCCAUUUUUAACAUUACCCAUAAUAUCUAAUGAAAGCCUUGAAUAUGGUUCCAUUGCUAUGGAGGGUGAUAUGGUAGAAUCCAGUUACUCAUUGCCGAUGCCAGCUACUGAUACAAUUUCUAGACAUAUUCCUGUAUCUUCUCAUGAGAAAACAACACAUCCUCCAAACCAAUUUGUACUGGAUAUAGGUUUGGAAGGUGGGCACCCUAAACAAAAUUCUGAGGGAGAACUGGGGAAUCCUCCUGAUAUAUUUGUGCACCCACAAACUAAGAGAGAGGAGCAGAUUCCAACCAAGAUAGCAGAGGAUCUUCCUAAAGAAGUAGAAGAGCAGCCUCAGCAUGGUUUGGCAAUUUCAGAGGGAGAAACUGCACAGACAUCAAAUGCCAUUGUUCAGCAUGGUUUGGCAGCUCCUGAGAGAGAAACUGCACAGACAUCGAAUACAACUGUGCAUCAUGAUUUGUCAACUUCAGAGGAAGAAGCAGCAUGGCCAUCAACUAUGCUUGCUCUAUUACCGGUUGUUGAAGAUGGAAACCCAAAUGGGAAUCGAACUUUGAAGCUUCCUCGACCUCGCAAUCCUCUCAUUGAUGCUGUUGCUGCGCAUGACAAAAGCAAGUUGAGAAAGGUAACUGAGCGGAUUCGCCCUCCAAUCAUUCCAAAGGUAGAAGAAAGAGAUUCCUUGCUAGAACAGAUACGAACCAAGUCCUUCAACUUGAAGCCUGCGGUGGUGACCAGACCCAGUGUUCAGGGUCCUAAAACCAACUUAAGAGUUGCAGCAAUCUUGGAGAAAGCAAAUGCAAUUCGCCAGGCAUUGGCUGGAAGUGACGAAGAUGAUGAUGAAGAUAGUUGGAGUGAUUCUUGAAAGGACUGAGGCAAUGGAACAUUUUUUUGUGGUUACUUCUUCAAAAUGUUUGAUCCAAUAUUACUUUGUCCAUCUAAGUGAAUAGGAAAUAUCUUUGGUAUGGUCACUGGUAUAUUCUUUUCCUCGACAUUCUCAUUCCGUUGGUGUAUAAUAUUCUGCGCUUCCCAUUGUGUAUCUCACUUACACAAUGGAGACUUUUAGUCACGGGCACUUGGCUUGGCUCUCUGCUAUAGUAUAUAUACAUAUAUAUAUAUAUGUAUGUAUUUAUUCAAGGAAUCCAAUGUGCGGUGAAAUGUAAUGCUUAUACAAGAAAAACUUUCACGGGGGUCGGCGUGCAAGCGCUGCGACAUUCAAAUGAUGUGUCGUAUUAUUUGAAGAUCUCUAAACGUGUAAAUUUGUUUUUGAAAAAUUACUAGUCUGUGAGCAUGUUUGUGUUGA
Molecule: messenger RNA, 5168 nt
Organism: Durio zibethinus
Lineage: Eukaryota; Viridiplantae; Streptophyta; Magnoliopsida; Malvales; Malvaceae
Product: protein SCAR2-like
Biological process (GO): actin cytoskeleton organization; positive regulation of Arp2/3 complex-mediated actin nucleation
Cellular component (GO): cytoskeleton
Molecular function (GO): actin binding; protein kinase A regulatory subunit binding; Arp2/3 complex binding
Source: RefSeq, a predicted model, not a curated record